Molecule: messenger RNA, 1049 nt
Organism: Trachymyrmex cornetzi
Lineage: Eukaryota; Metazoa; Arthropoda; Insecta; Hymenoptera; Formicidae
Gene: Rab6
Product: RAS oncogene family member Rab6
Exons: 6
Coding region: 281-910 (209 amino acids)
Molecular function (GO): GTP binding; GTPase activity
Source: RefSeq, a predicted model, not a curated record
UCCGGUGCUCCGUUUUUCAGUCGCGACGUCACUUCCCAGUUAAACGUGGCCGACUCGUAACAAGGAAGGAGUGGCAUCUAAGCGAGCGUCGCGAGCUGUCAAGCUGUCGGCCCUGAAUAGCCCGAGAGAGAGCUAGCGGAGACUUUAAUCAGCCGGUGCAGCUGAUCGCUUAAAUGACUCGUCGUGGCGGCCAUUGAGCGCGUUAUCGAGUAUCCGUUAGCAUCGAGACCGCCGGUUUUAAGCCUGCCGAGAAUCCGUUCAGGCGCGACGAAAGAAAAACAUGUCGUCCUCGGGCGAUUUCGGUAACCCGUUACGGAAGUUCAAGCUUGUCUUUCUGGGCGAGCAGAGCGUUGGAAAGACCUCUCUUAUUACGCGGUUUAUGUAUGACAGUUUCGACAACACAUACCAGGCUACGAUAGGUAUAGAUUUCUUAAGCAAAACCAUGUAUCUUGAAGACAGAACUGUGAGACUACAGCUGUGGGAUACAGCGGGGCAAGAACGGUUCCGUUCUUUGAUACCUAGUUACAUCAGAGAUUCUACUGUCGCGGUCGUUGUUUACGAUAUUACCAAUGCCAACUCGUUUCAUCAAACAUCCAAGUGGAUAGACGAUGUGCGGACUGAAAGAGGAAGUGAUGUGAUAAUUAUGCUAGUGGGCAAUAAAACUGAUUUGAGUGAUAAGAGGCAAGUUUCGACGGAAGAGGGCGAGCGAAAAGCGAAAGAACUAAAUGUGAUGUUCAUCGAAACUAGUGCUAAGGCUGGCUACAAUGUUAAACAGCUGUUUAGAAGAGUAGCGGCAGCUCUGCCGGGUAUGGACUCCACCGAAAACAAGCCUCCCGAAGACAUGCAAGAGGUAGUGCUCAAGGACACGCCAAUCGAACUGAAAGCCUCGGAGAGCAGUUGUGCAUGCUAAGUCGUCGUCGGCCUGUACGGUAGCAGGGUAUCGAAUCGAAUCACAAAGAGUCUUAAUAAUUUCUGAAUAGGGUUUAAACCGUCUCAGAUUGUUCUGGAGCGGUUUAGGGACUUUUUUGAAAAACAUAAACUGAUUUUCC